Molecule: messenger RNA, 3900 nt
Organism: Acanthocheilonema viteae
Lineage: Eukaryota; Metazoa; Nematoda; Chromadorea; Rhabditida; Onchocercidae
Source: the annotation of a GenBank genome assembly
AUGUGGUACAUUAUUGUUGUUACAGUUUCAGAUUUAACUUGCGAUGAGACGAUGUCAGCUAUUGAUGAAGUGGAAAGAAGAGAUGGUCGACGCUUCUUCCAGCAAUCAGUUAGUGUUCCUAUAGCGCGAAUUGCACCGGUAGUGCCGAGUGUUGCUUUACAGCAGAAUUCACGUCAGUUUGUUAAGACGUACAUAAGGAGUCAGGCAAAUGCGCCAUUUGCAGCAGGUUGUUCAAACGGUAGUCAAAAAAUGGUACAUACAUAUGGAACAACAUCAGUUUCUUCUAUUCCUCAGUGCUCCACUGCUGUUCCUGGUCGUUCUAAACUAGUUACUAUACGUCCAGUUGGAACCGCCCAUUCUUUUUUGAAAUCAUAUGAUAUUGCCCAGAUCAGUGGUGGCCCAAUGACGACAGUCUAUCUUCAGCAGCAACAUAAUUUACAUUUAGCAGGUGCACAACAACCUGUUCUUUCCUUACCGCCAUCGCGUGCUCGAGAAUUGGAGGAAUCACGCGUUGUUCGAUCUUCUCCAGCUACUUUUGCAAACUGUGGGAACAUUGAUUCACGUCGAUAUUUGACAUCUGGUCGAAGUGUUGUUGGUGUUGGCGAUGUGCCGGUUCGAAGUUCUGUUCGAGUUAAUCCAAUUAUUAGCAAUGCGGACUUCUUACGCGGUGCGAAGGUAGUAACACGUAUUUCUGAUGAAAGGACGGAUAUGAAACCUGUCGUGAUACCCGCACCAACUGUAAACAUAGCGUGCUCCACCUCUGCUUCAUCUGUUGCUGCAUUGCAUGACACAUGUAUUCCUGUUCCUGUAGGGCAGCAUGAUGGUAUAGCAGGCACCUCAUAUCCUGGACCGAGCGCGCGACCCACUAUUUUGCGCAAAAAUCGAGAAUCAGGCUCUCUCUCUGCGGUGCGUCGCUUAAUUGUUGCAGAAGCUCAUCCACAUACAAACCCAUAUCAGGAAGUACUAGCAUCACCCUUAGCUGCGGUGAAAGACAAUUCGGGGCAAGUUUUUGCUGUUUUAAUGUGUUUCAAACGCGCAAACGCUACAGACGGUCGUAUGCUGAGCGGCUCACCGUGCAUGUCACCUGAUGCUCGCGGAAUCUUUUCUAGGAAAACGCCUGCUUUACUCAUUGGCAAUGUUGUGCAAAACGCAAAAAACUUUCCAGAUCAGAUUGCUGUUGCUGGAGCUGUAGAAGUAUCACCACGGAAAAGACUGAGAAAGCAAAACUUCGAGUGCACAAAUACGGAAAAAAUGAAGUUGCUUAUAAGUACUGAACGAGUCGUUGGAGACUCUUUUGUUACUGUGAAAGAUGAACUUACUUGGAAAUCUGCAGAUCUUGACUGUGAAUCACGAGAAAUGGAAAAUCCAGUGCCUGAAAAAAUGCCCAAACGGCGUAGUCGAAUGCGCGUAGAUAAUUGCUCUGGGACAGUGUCGCUGCAGCAGCGCGUUUCAGCAUCAGUUCCCCAUCAGAUUAAUUCUGAUGGUUAUGCAAAGGUGAAGAGGAUGAAGAAAGCUCAAAUCAUCACACGAAAUAAGUUGUCUGCAUCAGGAGUCCCAGCUGUUGUUGAGCUGGACUCCAAUUCUUGGCCGAUCAAUAGUUUUGUUGAUGAAAAGCGGCCAUCACUGCAAUAUGGACAAACGGAAUGUGCAGAUGCAGAAACAAUAGGUGCUCAGGUUAACCAAAAAUGGAUUGAGGAAGCGGAAGUCCAGAAAAUUGAAGAUACCACUUACUUGAUGUGUCAUAUAUUUGGAUUAGAAAUGGCCGUCCCAGGUAAUUCUUGUUCACACAGUCAACGGAUUCUUCACAACUCAUGCGAUAUAUCAGCGACACUCUGCUUUUUUGGUGAGGACAAGAUAAAUGGAAAUAAUCCUUCAACUGUUUUAGAUGAAACCUUAUCUGAUGUGGCGAUAAUGUUGGCAGAAGAACCCUUUGGAUCAACCGCACAAAAAAGUGCCAUCACAUCGGAAAGCACACCAGAUAUUCAAAACAGUAGUGGAAGAAAUGAAGUCCAAUGUCAUCAGUUUACUGAACAGAAUCGGAAGGUGCUUGCUCAAAUGCUUCUAUGUUCUGGUUUAAAAGAUCGUUGGCAACGAUUUGAUCGCAUCUCCGGUUGUGAGCGUGUGAUAAAACGAAUAUAUGUGAAGCGCUGGAUGUUGCAAGAACAUUUUCGCAAUGCAAAGCAGUCGGUAACAACCGAUGUUGAACUAAAUUUAAAUUUGAUUGCUUCAUUGGAGGAUUAUUCACUUAUGGCGGCCAAAAAGCAGGCGGAAAAAUUUCUUGAAAAUUAUACAGUUUGUUCACCUUCAACCUCCGAUAAUGUUUUUGAAAAGAAUGUUAAUAAUGGGCCUGUAUAUAUUUACAAAUAUCUGGAAGAAGCUUUAGAAAUUUAUACGCGUAGUGCGAGCAGUGGCUUAGCAGGAACUGGUCAUAUAUCAUCUCGGAGAAGCAUACAAACAGGUGUUAGGUUAUCUCGUGGUUUGCAGCCUUUUAGUUACGCGAGUCGACGUGACCCAGAAACCGAAAUGCUACAAGCAGUUGCAGAAGUUCUUGCGGAAAUUAUUGAAAUUGUCGUCGAAAGUGAUAAAGGUGGACAAGAAGAGAAAAAUGAACAGCAGCAUUUAGGAAGAAAAAGAAAAAAGAAAGAUGACCAUUUGUUCGAAAUCAAAAUUGCAGAUCGAUUUGGGACCCUUGAACUACCUCAUACUCACACUGUACCUCAAACUUCGAACAGUGUUGUUACCCUAUAUGAUAAUAUAAGCCAGUACACUCUUAGCAGAAAAAGGAAAGCAGAAGCUCGAGAUGCGGAUGAUGCUUUCUUUAUGAAUAUUGAGAAAGAACUAAAUCGUAAAAGGAAACGAAUUGGAAAAGAUAAAAGCCUUUCUCGGACAUUGCAUUCUAUAAGUCAAAUGCGAGUAGUCCAUCAAAGAUUAUCGGAUUUACGGAAGGCCGAACGUGACAAUUUAAAUGAAGCAACAAAACAGAUGCUUAAUCUUGUCAGAUAUAGUGACCCUACAUCUUAUGCCGAACUGAUAAAUGAUCACAAAGAAGACUGUCAACCUUAUGAUAAUGAAAUCGUUCGAGAAGAAAAAUGGCAAAAUCGGCUUCUAUCAUUUACUAAAGCAGUUCCUUCUAAAAUUAUUUCAACUUCAAGGAAUUAUGAUGCAAAUAUAGCAAUGAAACUUCAUCCACCAAUGAAUUAUACGCUCAAAUUGUUUCGGGAAAAGUGUAUUCGACCACCUAAACGUUUUCGGUCAGGAAUGAAACGAACGCGCAAAAGUCAGUCACGUAGAAAUCGCGGUCGCCAACGUGGAAGUAUUGCACGUUCCAAGAAAAAAUCACCGACUCCUGAGUCGAAGCUGGAGGAUCUUGAGCCACAUUUUACAGCUGCAGAAAUGGGCGCGAUAUAUGAACGUUGCUCACAACAAAAAUUACAUUCCGCUUGUAUUGAUCAAGAGCAGCCAUUCCAUAGUAGAGAAGAGCAAAGGUUGGGAACAACAGAAACGUCAAUUCGAAAUGUACCUUGCACAGAUUGUGUUGUGUUAAAGAAGAAUACAUCAGUGGAUAUAGAAAAUAAAGGUGCAACGGUUAGUGAAGUCACGGCAGUAAUUUCCGAAGAUCCAGAAGUUGUUAUUGAAAACUUGAUGAGUGGAGAAGCGCAGCGUGGGAAUGGAAGCGACGGAAGUCAUGUUGAUUCAUUGGUGACAGUGCCUUAUAUAGAUCUUACUCAAAAUGAUGAAAUCAGUUUAUCAGAACAUGUGCAAACACGCGGGCGAUACAUACGUGAGCAUUUCGCCACAUUGCUACAUGCACUGCGAAUGAGUGAGCUGUUGACAGUGAAAGCGAUCAAAAUGUUCAAGGACUACACAGCAGAUCUGUUCGACAAUAGAGAUGCGAGUUAA